Carya illinoinensis is the source of this 1743-nucleotide messenger RNA. Its product is annotated as EPIDERMAL PATTERNING FACTOR-like protein 2. Lineage: Eukaryota; Viridiplantae; Streptophyta; Magnoliopsida; Fagales; Juglandaceae. The transcript has 4 exons. Bases 938 to 1354 code for a protein of 138 amino acids. Gene Ontology annotation, biological process: stomatal complex development; guard cell differentiation. The record is from RefSeq and is a predicted model, not a curated record.
UUUAUUGCAUGUCAUAGAAUCGCAGUCGCUACGCACUGGAUGAACGAGGCAGCGUACUGAUACAGCCUACUGACGUUAUUCUCCCCGGUACAGUGCGUGAAUUUGCAGCCAAACUCGCCCCAACCCGCCAUGCAUAUUAUUCCUUCAGAAAGAGGUUUGCUUCUCACGGAACUUAUAACGUACGCAGUCCCUCGUGUCUACUCUCUAGAUACGUUCCCUAAAAUACAGUAUCUUCCUUGGGAAAUAUUAUUUACCAUACUCUUUCGGAAGAUGAGAAAUAAGCUAGGCGAGGUCGACUUUAGCGUGCCGAAAUGGAAUUGCUCAGAUCUCCAGAAAGGAAAACGCAAAAUCAUAGGGGAAAAUUCGAGGUAUAUAUAGGAGGUGUGUAAUUCUUUCUUGUUGCUGUUUCUGCAUCGAUCAUGACAGAAUGCACCUCUAGCUUUCGGCAUCGAUACCUUAUGGUUGCUCAUGUGCUGUCCAUCCCUCUUUUUCUGCUACUUCCAGUUAUAAACACAUAUAUAUGGUACACUUUGGCUUCUGGUGGCUCAUGAACCGAGGUCGAGGUCCUUCCGUUUUCGGCUGGGGUCCUAAUUCAUCUCUCUUUCAAGCUUUAUUGUAGAUUUGUACCACUCUUUGUUGCCUUCUGCGUCUACCACUGAUAGGGAAAAUAUAAAUGGGGAGGUAAAAGGUGGCAAUCUUAUUUUCAUUAUGGAGGUAGCAUUCAGUCUCUGAACCUUCUCCUGGACACUUUUCAGGAUUUCGGUUUCAUUUCCUUCUAAUCUGCCAGCAUUCAGGCCUCUCUCUCUCUCUCCCUCUCUCUCUCUCUCCCUCUCUCUCUCUCUUCCUAUUUACUAUUCCCCUUCCCAUUGUUUUCCUCUUAGGGUUUUAGUUUUACCUUCAAAAGAACUUCUCCCUCUCUCAGUGGAAAAAAAAAAACAUGGGCAGCCCUGGAAAUUGCGUUUGUUGGCACAGAUAUAGACAUAUACUCAUUUCCUUGCUCUUUGUGCUUUUGGUUUCAAGCUCGACCAAAGUGAGAUUCAUGGCUGAAGGAAGAGGCAUUCCAGAGUUAGUUAAGGCUGCUCAACAGGAAAGGAUAGAAGAGAAGAAAGUAGUAAGGAUGGCAAGAACUCAGAUAGGGUCAAGGCCACCAAGUUGCGAGAGGAGGUGCAGCAACUGUGAGCACUGCGAAGCAGUUCAGGUCCCGAUCGUCCCAAGAGUACUGCAAACACCCAGGACAAACCACUUCUCUGCUGCCGUUGCGACCCCCACAAUUGCAUACUCCAGAGAUGGGGUCUCUAACUACAAGCCUAUGUGCUGGAAGUGCAAGUGCGGGGACUUCAUCUUCAAUCCUUGAUUGAACUUUUUCACCAUUUUCAAUCUGGUAAAGAAGAUACUAGCAAGUGUAACACUCCGUCUCUUUCUCUGGUUAUCUUUUUAGAGAUUUCCUUUAACGAUCCCUAUAUAUGCACGAUGGGGAUUGGAUUGUAGAGUACAUUCGUGUGUUGCUUUUGCACAUUAAGCUGUGUGCGGCGUGCCCAUCUCCCUAAUUUCAGCAUCCACUUUCUGUACACAUUCCUUGCUUCAUUAGUGUUAAGUUAGCAGAAAGUUUAUGUUUCUGCCGUAACAUUAAGAUCGUGUAUAUAUAAGAGUUGCAUUAAAUUCUGAACUUAAAUGCUUAGAAUGAUUACAGCAAAUGUAUGAUAUAACUUGUAAGGAAAUGUAGAUUGUUUUUUCAUUUUGUAA